AUGAAUCUCAUCCAACACUCCCACUUACCUGCUGCGGAUGAAUUUUCUCUUUCUGACAAUUUAUUUGGUGUACUAACAGAGCCAACAACAGGUCCUUUGGGGCAGAAUCUAGAAGUGGAACCAUACUCACAAUACAACAACAUCCAGUUUCCUCAAGUUCAACCACAGAUUUCCUCAUCAUCCUAUUAUUCCAGCCUGAAUUUCUACCCCCAGCAGCCUGAAGAGUGGUACUCUCCUGGAAUAUAUGAACUCAAGCCACUGCCCACCGAGACCCUCUACCAGGGAGAGACUGAGGUAGCCGAGAUUCCUGUGACAAAGAAGGCUCGAAUGGGCAUGUCCACGGGGAGAAUCAAAGGAGAUGAGCUCUGUGUUGUUUGUGGAGACAGAGCAUCCGGAUAUCAUUAUAACGCGCUGACCUGUGAGGGGUGCAAAGGUUUCUUCAGGAGAAGCAUCACCAAAAAUGCCGUGUACAAGUGUAAAAACGGAGGCAACUGUGUGAUGGACAUGUACAUGCGAAGGAAGUGCCAGGAGUGUCGACUAAGGAAAUGCAAAGAGAUGGGAAUGUUGGCUGAAUGCUUGUUAACUGAAAUUCAGUGUAAAUCCAAACGACUGAGAAAAAACGUGAAGCAGCACGCAGAUCAGAGUGUUAAUGAAGACAGCGAAGGGCGUGACCUGCGACAAGUGACCUCGACCACGAAGUCAUGCAGGGAGAAAAAUGAACUCACCCUGGAUCAACAGAAUCUUCUACAUUAUAUUAUGGAUUCAUAUAGCAAACAGAGGAUGCCUCAGGAAAUCACAAAUAAAAUUUUAAAAGAAGAAUUCAGUGCAGAAGAAAAUUUUCUCAUUUUAACUGAAAUGGCUACCAGUCAUGUACAGAUUCUUGUAGAAUUCACAAAAAAGCUACCAGGAUUUCAGACGUUGGACCAUGAAGAUCAGAUUGCUUUGCUAAAAGGGUCUGCAGUUGAAGCUAUGUUCCUCCGGUCAGCUGAGAUUUUCAAUAAGAAACUUCCAGCUGGACAUGCUGAUCUAUUGGAAGAGAGAAUCCGAAAGAGUGGUAUUUCUGAUGAAUAUAUAACGCCGAUGUUUAGUUUUUACAAAAGUGUGGCAGAAUUGAAAAUGACUCAAGAAGAGUAUGCACUGCUUACAGCCAUUGUUAUUCUCUCUCCAGACAGACAAUACAUAAAGGACAGAGAGGCCGUAGAGAAGCUUCAGGAACCUCUGCUGGACGUGCUGCAGAAGCUGUGCAAGAUCCACCAGCCGGAGAACCCCCAGCAUUUCGCCUGUCUCCUGGGCCGCCUGACGGAGCUGAGGACAUUCAACCACCACCACGCCGAGAUGCUGAUGUCCUGGCGGGUCAAUGACCACAAGUUCACCCCGCUCCUCUGCGAGAUCUGGGAUGUGCAGUGA
This is a messenger RNA of Pipistrellus nathusii (Nathusius's pipistrelle), 1407 nucleotides long. NCBI's taxonomy places the organism in Eukaryota, Metazoa, Chordata, Mammalia, Chiroptera, Vespertilionidae. The record is from the annotation of a GenBank genome assembly.